AUGAGUGUCUUGGAUGCUGCGACAAAGACUGCUGGUGCGAGUACCACUAAGAGCAAGAAGAAACGUCAGCAUAUCCUCAUCAAUGGAAAGCUCUUCACGCAAAUGCAAAAGAUUGGAAAAGGUGGCAGCAGUGAUGUCUACUGUGUCCAGGCCGAGAAUUAUAAACAAUUCGCCUUGAAAAGGGUCAAGCUGGAAGACUGUGAUGAAUCGGCUAUGCGCGGCUUCAAGGGCGAGAUCGAUCUUCUGGAGAAGCUCGCAGACGUCGACCGUGUUGUCCGACUCUAUGACUGGGAACUCGAUAACGAAAAGCAGACUCUCAGUGUGCUGAUGGAAAAGGGCGAUCAAGAUUUGAAUCGAAUCUUGACAAUCGCGCUCAAUGGCAAUGAUCCAAGGUUUGACCCCGUCAAGACUCGCUUCUGGUGGCAGGAAAUGCUUGAAUGUGUUCAAGCUGUGCACGACUACGAUAUUGUUCACUCUGAUCUGAAGCCCGCCAAUUUCUUAUCAGUAGGAGGAAAGCUCAAACUCAUCGAUUUUGGCAUCGCGAAUGCCAUUGAUGUUGCUCACACCGUGAAUGUCCAUCGCGACUCGCAUAUCGGAACACCCAACUACAUGUCACCAGAGAGUAUCAUGGAUACAAAUGCACCAACUCCUGGUGGGCAACGCACUACCAACAAUGGCAGUCGGUGCAUGAAGAUUGGCAAGCCUUCGGAUGUAUGGUCUCUUGGCUGUAUCUUAUAUCAAAUGGUCUAUGGUCGCCCACCUUUCGCCCACAUUGCCAACCAGAUCAGUCGUAUCAUGGCUAUCACGAAUCCUCAGGUGGUCAUCGAGUUUCCGGACAAAGGUGUUGGCGGUGUCACCGUCUCUUCUGCGCUGAAGGGCACACUUCGUCGAUGCUUGCAGCGCAAUCUUCAGGGUCGUCCAACCGUUAAGCAACUCCUUUCCGACCCUUGGUUGUGUCCCGAAGCCGGCAACGCUGUCGCCAUGACCGAAGAUCUGCUUGGACAGAUUAUCGAAAAGGUGUAUGAGAGGUGCAGGGACUCCAAGCGUGGUCUACCGCCUCCUGAUGAGGUCAAGCAAUACCCAGCCAGUUUCAUGUCAAAGAUCCGCCACAUGGUCGAGCACGACGGUGUCAUUGGGUAA
This is a messenger RNA of Aureobasidium namibiae CBS 147.97, 1140 nucleotides long. RefSeq names its product kinase-like protein. The transcript has a single exon. The record is from RefSeq and is a predicted model, not a curated record. Gene Ontology annotation, cellular component: spindle; kinetochore; nucleus. NCBI's taxonomy places the organism in Eukaryota, Fungi, Ascomycota, Dothideomycetes, Dothideales, Saccotheciaceae. Gene Ontology annotation, biological process: mitotic spindle assembly checkpoint signaling; peptidyl-serine phosphorylation; protein localization to kinetochore. Gene Ontology annotation, molecular function: protein serine/threonine kinase activity; ATP binding; protein serine/threonine/tyrosine kinase activity. Bases 1 to 1140 code for a protein of 379 amino acids.